GUUAAAAGUCUACAGAUAAUAAUAAGUAAUAAUACUUUAAGAAUGAUUCGUCUCGCCAGCCUGCUGCUCUCUCUACAGGCGAUAUUGAUCCUGUUAAAUGGCCAGUUGACCAGAGCCACAUGGUGCCGUAACCCGGGUGUUAGCCAAAUGAACAACCUUACCCGAACCCUUCUACAAGGAAGUAAUCUCUGGCUAUCAUAUCAAGCGGCGGAUAUGGAUACGAGCGAUAUUUACACGAUAUUACUGCAGGGUGAUACCAGUUGUCCAGUCCCAACUGACCAAGACGAUUCGGAAGAUCCAUCAACGUGCCCCUCUUAUCUCGUGAAAGAAGUGGACCCAACGAGAAUCCCGUCUUCCAUUGUGCACGCGCGCUGUCGAUGUGAGAAUUGUCAAAUCUCGGGACUGCGGAGUAGGCGCAGACAACAGUACGCAUGCGAGCCAGUGUACCGCUUCCUUCCGGUCCUCAAGAGACAAAGCACGUGCAUCGAUGGAGAGUAUCAAUACGCCUUAGUUCAUCAGAGAGUGGCCGUGUCGUGUCACUGUGUGAGGAGUAGAAAUAAUCGCGCCAAAUUGUCGACCAGUUUUAAAUCUCCUGAAAACUUUAUGUAGGGAUUUCAGUAUGCAUUGCGCAAUGUCAAAUGUUUGGUGUGGUGGUAAUAAAUUGUCCUUUGUUUUAAAAUCAGUGUUGUGUGGUAAAUAACUUCAGUAAGAAAAAAAAGCAUGUUCCCUUAACAAACAGUAUUAUAAUGUUUAUUUCAUAUUAUUAUUUACCAUCUUUUAUUUAAUUAAUACGUCUACACUGACAUUCAGUCAAUAAUCAUUG
Mizuhopecten yessoensis (Yesso scallop) is the source of this 823-nucleotide messenger RNA. Its product is annotated as interleukin 17-like protein. Gene Ontology annotation, molecular function: zinc ion binding; metalloendopeptidase activity; cytokine activity. Lineage: Eukaryota; Metazoa; Mollusca; Bivalvia; Pectinida; Pectinidae. Gene Ontology annotation, cellular component: extracellular region. The record is from RefSeq and is a predicted model, not a curated record. The coding region runs from base 43 to 609 and encodes 188 amino acids. The transcript has 3 exons.